Molecule: messenger RNA, 282 nt
Organism: Penicillium hordei
Lineage: Eukaryota; Fungi; Ascomycota; Eurotiomycetes; Eurotiales; Aspergillaceae
Exons: 2
Coding region: 1-282 (93 amino acids)
Source: RefSeq, a predicted model, not a curated record
AUGAACGACAACGGCUAUGAGCCGGACAUACUUGCAAACGUGCUGUUUCCUGGAAAGAGCAUUCCUGCGCUCAUGCUUGUUGGCAGCUGGAAUACUCCUCGUCUACUCAUGGCUAUUGGGCUUUCUAUCUUACUUUCCCUAGUCGUGACAGCGGCCGGUACUGCGGCCGGACAAAAUGUGCGCAUUAGGUUGACGGCCGGGAGUUACACAUUUGGGGUGUCCAUUUUCAUCGCCACUCUUACUCUUUUUAGCGCUGUCAUCUUAGUAGAUUCUCAAGAUUAA